Molecule: messenger RNA, 659 nt
Organism: Guillardia theta CCMP2712
Lineage: Eukaryota; Cryptophyceae; Pyrenomonadales; Geminigeraceae
Exons: 1
Source: RefSeq, a predicted model, not a curated record
AGCGGGGCGGUGCAUGUCGGGCCGUGGGUAGCUAGUGCCUGACCGUACGGCAUGGAAGCAAGAGCAGCACAGGAGGGAGAGGACGGCGGACAGGGGAAAAUGAAGGGCAGGGAGGAGCUCAGCACCUGCAGCAGCUAACUUGAGGUAGAUAGGCUGGGCGGCUCGAAGCCGGGAGGCAAAAACACUGAUGUCAUGCAACUGCCCGCUCAGCAGCGAAAUCUGUACCAGGCAGUCGGAGAACAGGAAAUGUCUGCUCGCCGCGGUGGAGCAGGGGUCUGAUGAUGUCUUACAAUACCUGUUCGAAACGCUCAAGGUUGGGACCAUGGAAGAUAUCUGUAGAAUCCGCAACGAGCAAGGAAAGAGCUUUUUGAUGGUAUGUGUGGAGUAUUGCCGGGGAGAUAUUCUACAGUAUGCAUUGGACAGAAUGCAAGAUAGAAACGCCAGGAGGCAUGUGCUCGACGACACUGAUCAGAACGGAAAUACUGCUUUGAUUCUUGCCAGCAGUCUGGGUCAUGUGGACAUUGCAAAAUCUCUGCUCGUUGCCGGAGCUUCUUUACGAAUCCGAAACAAAAUGAGCAUUGAUGCAAUUCAAGAAGCUAAAGAACGGCAGAACCUGGAGAUGCUGAGAUAUCUCCUCAAAGUUCAAGCUGAUCAACAAA